Messenger RNA from Phytophthora nicotianae INRA-310, 2261 nucleotides. RefSeq lists its product as hypothetical. The transcript has 4 exons. Lineage: Eukaryota; Oomycota; Peronosporomycetes; Peronosporales; Peronosporaceae. Bases 80 to 1711 code for a protein of 543 amino acids. The record is from RefSeq and is a predicted model, not a curated record. Gene Ontology annotation, molecular function: protein binding.
CGCGACGUCGUCUUACGACCUCCUAUCUUCGCCCCAAUCAUAAAAAGCUACUAUCUGUUACACCGUAAUAACCGUCGCAAUGGACCAGCUUCCACACGUUGAAAAAGCAUGGCUAGAGGCAGCAAGUAACGGCGAUGUCGACCAGAUGAAGAUGCUACGAAAACAGUAUCCUCAAUGGCUCAAUCUCAACCGGAAUGUCGACGAAGACACAGUGACGAACGGUUCCGAUGGCCCAAGGCCCUCGCGAUCGCCUGGCUUUUGUAGCUGGGACGGCUUCCACUUGAACACCAUCGGAGCGUCGGCACUGCAUACGGCGACUUGGCAUGGUGAGGAUAAGAUUGUCGAGUAUCUUCUUGGAGAGGGUCAAGAUCCCGAUACAGAAGAUGAAAGUGGCAUGUCAGCGAUAAUGCUGGCUAUCAUGCAUCACAAUUUACAAGCGACACGCUGUAUCUUUCGUGACCGAGUUGCAAUCCAGCGAAAUUUGGUGAUGGACUGCCGAGAAGAAGAUGAAACCCGGACCCGACGCACCGUGUCUCUCAUCCAACUCUUCCUACGUUUUAACGCUAAUGUCGACAAGAAGUGCCACCGGGGCAAAACAGCGCUGCACCACGCCACAACGGACGAUACGUAUGAAGUUGCAAGUCUCCUUCUUUCCAGUGGGGCCAGCGUCGACGCUCGGGAUGAGGAAGGAAUGUCUGCACUGCAUCAUUGCAUACAACCGCCAAGUUACUUGGUGGCCGACCUGCUCCUUCAACACGGCGCUAAUGUCCAUCUUCCAGCUCACGACGGUGUCACGUCUCUCCAGCUUAUAAUACGCAGUCACGACAUCAACAUGCUGCAGAUCAUACUCAACCACCACCGACAGGUAGUGACAACCGAAGGAGAAGAGUUCGCUGGCUCAGUACUCAUGACUGCAGUCGAUGAAGAUGCGCUGCCCGUUGUUAAAUUCCUAUUGGAAGAAGACUACGCGACUACAAUGCACCAAAACGGUAGUGGGCAGACGCCCAUGCAUCGAGCUCUGUUCACGAGGAAAGCUUCAGUAGCCGAACUACUGCGGACUUCUGACGACCAGGCUCGAGUAUUGACCUUGAACACGGCGUCGGGCGAAUCGUGUCUCCACUACGCUGCGAGGUAUUCAACUUCAGAGGAGCUGCACUGUUUGUUACGCUUCUAUCGACGCGGUGAAUGCGAAAUUGCACAGUGGAACAGUGUUAACUCGGCUGGUAGAACAGCGCUGUUCCUGGCCGCCACGUCAACGUCGGACUCGCUUGACGACCGCAAUGCAAAGACACAAUUAAUGCGCCGUGUUGGAGCCAAGCUACUGGGUAGUAGUCCGUUCCUCGAAGCCGUAGCAGACCAGAGUUCGAUCGUGGCCUUCUCCGUUGAGGUUCAAAGCUGUCUGAGCUUGUGGCUAUCGGAGUGUGCGGAGACUCGUUUCGACGAGGUCACCAAGUUCUGUAUGAAUUUCUUGGCGAUCGUGUUCUCGUUGCACCAUCCACGACUGCAGAUGAACCCCGAGGUGCUCGGAGUCAUGUUGUCGUCGGGCCAAGUCGUCGACACAGCCCCUCUGCUGUUGCUGCUACCCUUUGAUCGAAGAACGGCAAUGUCCCUGUUGGAACUCGUGGGAGUGUUUGGCAGACAGGAGAACCACGCGCUUAUUCUGGCACUGUACGAGGAGCUCGCCACAGCUUGGGCAGAUCUGUCCGCUUAGCCAAGAUGGGAUUUACACGAUUUGAUAAGCUUUGGCAUUAGAGCGACGAAAAUCCGAGAAAGAUCUGAUAAACUCUGAUAAUUCUUUGCGCCUUUCCACUUUUGAGACGCAAACUUUCGCUGACAAAUAGCCUAUUUGUCAGCGAAAGUCGGAGUCGAUGGACAUACCGCUGGACGCAUCCAGUCUAAAACGUCUCCGUGGCGACCUGGAGGGGGCAGCUAGACUACGUCUUCAUGAGCUCUCCCAGCUUUACGAUUCUUCUCCCCAGUUCUCGAUGACCUUUGUAUCACUUUGCAUCGUCUCCCUAUCCCAAUAGGUGGCUUCAGUUGUCUGAAAUCUACGGUCGGUGGCCAAGCGCUUUAAGUAUUUUUUUUACUGCGUGGUAGCCCUAAUAAAAGUGAGGUGCAACCGGUCAUUACAGGGUAAUUUAGAUCUAGUUAGCUCUUUGUGUAUGUGUAAGGGAUGCUCGACUUGCUCUAGCUGAAGCGACAAUGCCGCUUCGCUGAGAAGCAAUAACUCGCGAGGCUAUCGUUGUCAUCGUUGUUCGCCA